This is a messenger RNA of Physella acuta, 4033 nucleotides long. RefSeq lists its product as uncharacterized. NCBI's taxonomy places the organism in Eukaryota, Metazoa, Mollusca, Gastropoda, Physidae. The record is from RefSeq and is a predicted model, not a curated record.
CAUCAAAAUGGUGCUGAAAAAAUCGAACUCAGGACUGAAUUCUGGAGGCACCCAACGAUUGGCCAGAGGUGGCCAGGCUUGCAAUACACAGAGGCCAAUGAUCAUGGAGAAUGUGAUCGCCAUUUCUGUACCACCGAUAAAGCCAAGAGAUGAAAAAUUAGAAGAGAAUGUAUCGAAAUGUUUGGAGAAAAUCUGGAACUACAUUCAAUGGAAGGGACCUGGUCUGCCACAGAUUCAGUGUUCAAAGUGUGAGGGCAGUGUUUUCUACUCCAUGAAUAAAGCCAAGAGAUGGCUCCUACCAGCAGCACUAGACACCAUGAUGACAGAUUUUGACUUCCUACGGGAAGUUAACGAGAACUUAAACGUAGCUGUAAUACAGAGUAAAGAUAUUCCGAACGGAACUUCUUAUAAACAUGCUAUGGUAGAUAAAAAAUAUUCUUGGAAAAUACUUGCACAGUCGACUCAAGAGUGUGAACAAAAUCAGGAGAAAAAAUCUAGAAAGAGAUUUACAUAUCAUGGGCGAGGUGUCCAACGACAACAUCACUUCCUAAGGAAACAUCCCAUAGAAAAACCAAAACGAGGUGAUACGUCUCUUCCUGAGAGCGUGAAGGCUGAACUUGAUAUCAACGUUUAUCUACCGUAUCACGUCGAUGCAAGAAGUGCUUACAAUUUUAAUUACGAGCAUAAAUUUUUGCACUUUGGUCAUUUACGCCACAAUAAAAAAUCCUUUUUUAAAACAAAAGGUUACGUCAAUGGACUAAAAGAGUAUUGUAAGGGUUAUACAAAAGCUGAAAUGAAAGAAGACACGAUUGAAACUUUAACGGAACUGCGCGGGGAAUGUGAAGAUUACAUGGUUUACUGUGAUAAAGGCUAUUAUUAUUUUUUUCAAGCAUAUUUUAAGGGACGUAAGAAAGAUUUUGCACGAGAAUUUGAUAUUAGUGAUUUGAUUGUAGACAGUAAAAAGAAAACAAGACGACGAAAGAAAAAGAAACAAAGGCUAGAUUUGAAAAUGUUUUACAAAGACUGGUUGGUUCACGCUGAUAUCUCUGAAGUUGUUGCGGAAAAAAAUUGGAGGAGUGAACAAAGUUUAAAGCAAAGUUCUACACAAAAUCUUCAAGAUGAUCAGCUUAAUCAUUCAUUUGAAAUCAUUUCAUCUGAGGAAGCAGCUUUCUUGGACGUAGAAAAAACAAAUAAAUUUCAUAGUUUGUCAGAUGAGUUUAAAAGUGGCACCAUGGAAUUUGACAGCAGUUUUGUGAAUGUUGAUCUCGUGGAAGAAACUUUGUUUUCUUGUGAAAAUGAAUUAGACCAACAACAACUCCGUGAAAGUGGAGUGGUUGAUGUCUGUCUUGGUAACAGUUAUCCCCCGUGCUUUGUUGUCAAGUUCAGUGGCGAAAACGAUGAGACAAAAGAAUGGUAUCUCGUUGGGAAAAAAUCUGGCCAUCCUAAUUCGUCAUGGCUGAUAUCCAUACAGUGCCAGGACAAUUUAAAAAUAAAUGCCAAAUUUAGACAAAGAAUGUCAGAACAGCUGGAGUGUAGAUUAGCGUUUCAAAAUCUAAUCUAUUUAGUUUCUGGUUUGAAAAAUAAUGUUGUUGGCGAACCUGUCUGUUUAACCACGAACAAAAAACUAGACCAUGCCGCACCUUCAAACUUUAUCUGGCAACUCUUACCACAAACAAGAACCAUUAGUACUCACACCAUCACAGAAGCGGUUUCUCUGUUACAACAGCAACCAGAACACAAGGGCGAUCCUGAACAAUUGUUUCUGACAUCUCUCAUUAAAACCAAAGCGGAGGUAAUCAAGACAAGUGACUGUACCACCUGUUGUCUCCCCUAUACACCUGACAACCCUGCACUGAUGUUGUCCUGCGGACAUGCAUUCUGUGUGAGCUGCUGGCGUACUCACCUCUACUACAAUAACAGGCAUGGCACCAGUUAUCUACCCUGUAUGAUCACUAGCUGCAGUGCCAAAUGGACCUUGUUACUUUGAAAUCAAGUCUACCUUUUUCAGUUGUAACUAAAUGGUCAAAUCAAGCAAGAGACAAUUUAAUUGAUUCAAAUCCUAAAUGUAACUGGUGCCCUGAAAAGGACUGCCAAAAAUUUGCUAUUUCCACAUCUUUUCCCUUAAAGACACAAUUUGGUUUUCCAGUUAGCUGCGGCUGUUCACACACCUGGUGUGGAAACUGUCAAAAAACACCUCACUGGCCGACAUCAUGUGACCAGAUGUCUGCAUAUAACAAACUUCUGGAGAAAACUGGCGCGCAGUUGAAGUUUGGUCAAGCAGUGUUCAAUAUCAAGUUAAAACACUGCCCCAAGUGUAAAACCCCAAUAGCAAAAAAUUAUCAUAGAUGUUAUUCUCCAUAUCUGUCGUGUGGCGUAUGCACAUUCAAAUUCUGCUGGGAAUGUUUAAGAGACAAAGAAACACAUACAGGUACAUUUUCAGAAUGCACUAAUAAAGCAAAACGUUUAACUAACUAUACAUUAUCCAACAUUCUUAUCAGUGAUCUUCCAAUCAAAUAUUUCACUGCUUGUUUGGAAAUGCACAAAUUCUCUUCAAAUAUCAAACUAUUAGAAAAAUGGCUUCAAAGUAUUUUACAAAUGAAGGCAGUCACAGUGAAGUUCCCGGCAUCAGUUCUUUGUGUUAGUGACAACAAAAGCAUGUUGGACUUGACCAAAUCAUUAGCUGAAGAAAGUUUUUAUUUCUUAGAACAUGUCUCAACAUUUAUGGAAAUGUUUUACGUUUUGUUGUCUUUCGCAGCAGUAAUUAAAAGAAAGUUUUGUAAAAUAACAGCAGUAAGCCUGCACAAAAUGUCCAGACUAGAGUUUAUAAACAAAAGGUUAGAGAACUAUGUGAUGGGGAAAACUCUACCACAGAUUAGUAAAUCUGUCAGAUCAAUUGAAAUCCUCUUAAAAGCUGGGGAAAAUGUUGUAUCAGAACUUGUUCAAUUGGCACCACUGUUGCAGAACAUUUCUAAAGAUGUUAAGGCUGAAACUAUAGGAGACCUGGAUCCAAUCAAAUAUUUAAGAUACAAAUGAAUUUUUGAACUUAAAGAGAUUAUCUCAUUUAAGGUAUCAAAUUUUAAUUUGUGAUAACAAGAUUUUUGAAACCAUAAUUUUUUUUAUUUUAUAAAAAAGGAUUUUACAUAUUAACAUUAAAGAAUAAAGACUGACCAAUAUUCAAUAUUAUAAUUGAAUUUGGUGAUAGAAAACAAGUGUCUACUUCAGUAAACCAUGCAAUCCACAAGGUUGAACUUCAAAAUAAUAAAAAAAAUAUUUGAAAGACAUUGGAUAAGCUAAUUAAACAUAGAUACUCAUUAUUUCAUUUUAAAUGUCUACCGAAACAAAAAUAAACUUUAUUGGUGUAGAAACACUUCAUCAGAUUAUAGAAUAAUCUAUUUUGCGAUCAUAAAUGUUAUUUAAUAUAAUCCUUUUCAUUAAUUUGUUAAUUCAUUAUAUGAAUUAUUCAUUUAAUUUUUUUUAAUUUAUGUAAAUUAAGGUUGUUUUUUUCUUCAAAAUUUUUACUGAACCAACUGUACAAAAUAAUAAUGAGUUUAGUGUUGUGACUGUAGUACUUCUAUGACUGGUAAGGGACAAUCUAAACGAGCUGCAGUAAAUCAUGUGGGGUUUAUGGGGGUUUACUAAUUUACAUUGCCAUUUCCAUGACAUAGUGCUGUUUUCAAUCUUGAUUUUUUUUUUGUGGCUGAUUUUUCUUCAAAUUUUGACCAGGAUUUCAUAAAACAUGUAUCUUAAUAGUUUUUAAAUUCUUUUAUAUUGUUAUAUUAUUACAUUGUUGUUUUUUUUUCUUUUUUCCACAAAAUGAGUGUCACUGAUAAAAAGUCAAGUAUUUCAUUUAUUUCAUAUUACUGCUGUUCUAAAAAAACUGACAAAAAAACAACACAUAACUUAGAGAUGGAUAAAUAAAGUUAUGAGUGAUGUAAAUUCAAGAUUACUUCCCUUUAAAUUAUUUUUAAAAAAAAUCUAAAAUGGAACAUAUUUGAUGUUGUGAGCUUAUUAAAAUUAAUAUUUUUAAAACUGA